GCAUCUUAACGCGAAUGCCCCUCAUCCAUUGCGACCUUGGCCGCGCCAGCGAUGACUUCGCCAACGACCUCCAACUCGUCGGAAGGCCGGCGACGCCUGCCUCUUCUGAGGGCGAGUGUCAGGCCGAGCUGUGGCACCGGACUGAUUCUCGGCUUCAACUGGCAGGCGAGCCAAGUGGACGAUCUUCCUGAGCAGCUAGACGCCCGGCUGAUCGAACUCGACCAAACGAAAAUCCGACGAUUCGAAUACGAUUACGAAACUGAGACGGUAUAUCUUGACAUUAUGAGCGAGUUCCCGUUUCAUUAUCAGUUGCUUGUCGCCACCGAGGAUACCACGAUUCGUGACCUGAUACGGUCCGCCAAGGAACAAGGCACGGCUUCUAUUAAGGACGAGAACAAACUCCGUAAGCAAGCUGAUUUUUCGUUCGGUCAGGUCGGUACCCUGCCAUCUCUGGUUUGCGAGAGGAAGGCGCGCCAAUACAUCGUAAGCUUGCAGGCAGCGGACGACUCUGCGAGCCACUGGAUCUUGCAUCACGAACUCUAUCAUGACGAUGACCUCGAUCAACAACCUGUGGGGGCAACAGCCUAUUGUCGCCCCUUCACCGCUGAGUUGGCUGCUGGAAUCAAGAGAAACCCGACGAUCAGUCUGACAUACGAGCGACUGAGGGCCAUCUUUCGCUGGGCUCGCUAUCUACACACCCUGAAAGAGUUCUCCCAAGAGGUUGGUGACGAGGAGGAAAGCCCAUACGAGGAGAUAGAGCGGCGUCUGGCUGAAGAGCGCAUGGAGACCGAGCGACGUGUGGCUGAAGCGCGCAACGAGGAGCGCAUCGAGGUGGAGCGGCGUUUGGCUGAAGAGCGCAUUAAGAUGGAGAGACAUAUCACCGCUGAGAUCGAGCGACGUAUUACCAUGGAGACUGCGCGUCGUGUGGCUGCAGCUCGCUCUGAAGCCGGGUAGCAGUUCGCGAAGCUCUCGUAAUCCGGUUGAGAGAAUGGAUGGAUGGAUGGAUGGAUGGAUUUCAUUUCGCCCGGAGGCACUGAGCCCCUAGUGCCUUGGCACGCUAAAUACAUACAAUUCGGACCGCUUCUCC
This is a messenger RNA of Chaetomium strumarium, 1087 nucleotides long. RefSeq lists its product as uncharacterized. The coding region runs from base 52 to 954 and encodes 300 amino acids. The record is from RefSeq and is a predicted model, not a curated record. Lineage: Eukaryota; Fungi; Ascomycota; Sordariomycetes; Sordariales; Chaetomiaceae. The transcript has 7 exons.